CCCACACCGAAGUGUGUAUAUUAACAAAAAAUCAACAACAUAACAGUUGCGCAUUAUGUUAUAUUCCGAGUGUAUGUCUGUCACUCGAAUAAUUCCAAAAGCGCAUGCUAAAUAAUCUUUAUGUGAAUUAAAUAUCGGCCUGAAGCAAUACAACCAUGGAAGGAGGUCCAUCUAUCAGUGACUAUUUGUGUUCAAUAAGAAAAAGAAGGUCAUGCAACAAGAUAUCAGAUUCUUAUUCUGCCAUUCAAGAUGGUGCAAGAAAAUCCGCUCGAAGUGGCUCUAGUUACAAACAAUGUUUGAUUGUGGAUAACAGUGAUGUCAACUGUGUGGAGGAAAAGGAUGUUGGUCAUGAAACUAUGAAAAAGGAUGGCACAUCUCACAGUUUGUAUGCAGCAUUGAAUUCUAUUAUAGACUCCCCCCAAAAAACAUGGUCAGGCAACAAGAGAUCUCAUUCUGAUUCUGCCAUGGAAGACGGAGCGCUAAAGUUAGCUACAAGUGACUCAAGUAACAAACAUAAAACUAUGAUACAUUUUAAUAAAAAAUUGAAAGAUUCUUUGAAAUCCACCGAUACCUGCCUUGAAUCUUCAGCUGAAGUUUGUGAACAUUUUACACGUUCAAAAUCCAGAAGACAAGGUAGAGUUAAUACUAAUGAUAGAUUAAGUGAUGUGUUAGACUUAAAUAUGAACACCACUUAUGCAAAAAGUCCAGGUCAGACAAAGAAACAUUCCGAUAUUGAACAUGCGAUUCAUAUAGAAGAGAUAUUGUCAGAAAUAAGGAAAAUAAGAUCUCCCCGAAAAACAGAAAACUGUGACAACACUGAAAUAGCCAGCUUUGAGCAUACAUGUACUAGUCUUCCCAAAAGUGUAGAUGGUAAUUUGGAAUUAGAAACCAUUGAAAACACAAUCAAUAAAUCCGAACAUAAUAGCCUUUUUCAUGGAGAAGCUUGCAGGUAUUACACAAAUCGUCUUGAAAAUCUUAACAUAGAAAUGGUUGAAUCAGAUUUAAACAGCAUUUUGAAUGAAAAGGCAAAUGUAAAUGCUUCUACGUUGGAGGCUGAGAACAGAGAUUUGGAAUCUGAAGGCGGCUGUGUGCAUGAUUCAGUUGAACUGCAUCAGAUUUCGGGGACAGAUCCUCCCAUGUCUGAUCUCUCAGGCUCUGACAGCGAUAAUGACAGUCUGCCAGAUUUGACUUACUUCCUUUCACCAAGAAAGAAUUCCAUACCUGUUCCAACAACAACUCCCUGUGACCUUGAACAAUCAGUGACCCCUGUUGACACACCCUUGGAAUGUUUGGAUUCCAAAGAGAGUAAUACCAUUACCUGUGACCCAGAAGUCGAUGACGUAAAGCCCAGUCUGUGCAUGGCAAAGACGGGGCAAAAGAGAAAGAAACGUCCCAAAGAUGAACUGUCAAAGAAGGGAAAAGAAAGACAACGGCGGAUAAGAGAAAAAAAUGAUGUUGUUGUACGGUUUCUCACCUCGGCAGAAAUGAAGAGACACUUGACGAAAAUCCUGUCUAGUAAAGAGCCCAGCACCAUGCACGAUGAGUAUAAGAAGGCAACUCCACGAGAGCGCAGUGUUAUGCAGCAGCGGGGAUUCGGCCCUCUUGACGACGAAGAUCAGAUAGAGACGGUUCUGAACACUUAUGUGGACUGGGUCCGAAAGAUGGGAUUAGAACCGGUUAACUAUGUAAACUACUUCUUUGCUGUUUGGAUACCUGAGGCUAUUGUAUAUUAUUUCCGCAAACAAAAAAGGUACUCCAGACCGAAGGCCUUAGAGAUGUUUUAUAAAGGGUAUCGGAGGACCAAAGAAGAGCGGCAGGUUUUGAUGGCAAGCCUGCGCAAAACCAGAUAGCUUCACUGUUUGCAAUAAACAUUCUGUGCCGUCAUUAAUAACAACUCUGUACUGUCAUUUAAAGGUGUUGGUGUUCAGAGCUUGCUGUAAAAGAAGUUUGAGAGUAAUUUGUUCCCAAUGUUUGACUCAUGACUUCAAAAUUGCAGCCAGAAGAUCAUGGGCUAGUUGUGAAAAAACACACUUGUUUCUGUUUUUAACCAGGUUUUUAACCAGGUUUUCCGAAGGAAAAAACUGGUUAUUAGAUUGGCGAAUGCGGGCGGGCGGGCUGGCUGGCUGGCGGAAUAAGCUUGUCCGGGCCAUAACUAUGUCGUUCAUUGUCAGAUUUUAAAAUCAUUUGGCACAUUUGUUCACCAUCAUUGGACGGUGUGUCGCGCGAAAUAAUUACGUCGAUAUCUCCAAGGUCAAGGUCACACUUUGAGUUCAAAGGUCAAAAAUGGCCAUAAAUGAGCUUGUCCGAGCCAUAACUAUGUCGUUCAUCGUCAGAUUUUAAAAUCAUUUGGCACAUUUGUUCACCAUCAUUGGACGGUGUGUCGCGCGAAAUAAUUACGUCGAUAUCUCCAAGGUCAAGGUCACACUUUGAGUUCAAAGGUCAAAAAUGGCCAUAAAUGAGCUUGUCCUGGCCAUAACUAUGUCAUUCAUUGUGAGAUUUUAAAAUCAUUUGGCACAUUUGUUCACCAUCAUGGGACGGUGUGUCCCACGAAAGAAUCACGUCAAUAUCUCCAAUGUCAAGGUCGCCACGACUAAAAAUAGAUUUAAAAAAUAAAAAAAACUUACAAAGGGGGUUAAUUUUUUUUGGUCAUUUCAAAAGUUCAGUUUGAGUUUUCUCCCUUUAUCAGAUUUUUUUUUCACAAUGAAAACCUGGUUUUGUGACAAUUUUGUCCCUUGUCUUCUGAGUAAAUUGGCAUAUAAACACCUACCAUAUUGAAAAACUACUGACCUUUUUCAAACUUCUGUAUUGUUAUCUAAAUUUCCAAAGUAAUAGGCCAGGAAGUUCAGACUUGAAAGCCAAUGUAAGAUGUGGUUAUUAAAUAAGGGUGUAAAAGAAGUGCCUUGUGGGCUUAAUACAAUUCUAUAUAGAAGGAUUUAGGAAAUGUUAAUAGUUAAUAAUAAACAGGAUUUUUUUUAAGUGAAUAGAGAUUGGCAUGAUGUGUGUUCUUUGAUGCUCUUGUAGCCCACGCAAUAAUGUAUUUUUAAAAUAUUUUUUCUAAUAUUAAAGUAUCUAUUCGCUGCUAGAGCUAACACACAGUCUUGAUUCAAACUGUACACGCUGUUUGCUCAUUAGACUGCUGUGAUACAAUCCCAGUUUCUUAAACAAUUUGUAUAAAAUAAUGUAUUUAUGUUCCUGUCAGAGUAUAGACAUAGUUUCCAAUAAAAAUGCCAUGAUGUACAAAAUAUGGCACUUUCUUUUAUUAUGCUGCCCACAUAUUUAUAUAUGGUGAGCAUAAUAGUUGCCAGUUUGGGGCUCCUUCUUACUUCCGUCACACUUUUGUUACCGUUUCUCAUAGGGCUUCAAUAUUUUUACUGCUCUCUUACAUAUUUGGCAUGUAUGGACCUUUACCUUUUGAUGAUGUUUGAGGUCACUGGGGUCAAGGUCACUGAGGUUUAUAAUAGAUUUUUCCAUCACAAUUUUGUUACAGUUACUAAUAGCACCUUCAAUAUUUUUCUGAUCUCUUACAUAUUUGGCAUGUAGGUACCUUUCAUGGACCUCUACUUUUUGAUGAGGUUUGAGGUCACAGGGGUCAAGGUCAACGAGGCUAAUAAUAGAUUUUUCUGUCACAAUUGUGUUACAGUUUCUCAUAGGCUAGCGCCUUCAAUAUUUUACCGAUCUCUUACAUAUUUGGCAUGUACCGGUAGGUACCUUGCAUGGACUUCUACCUUUUGAUGAGGUUUGAGGUCAUGGGGCUCAAGGUCAAGGUCACCGAGGCUAAUAAUAGAUUGUCUCAAGGUCACACUUUGGUUACAGUUUCUCAUAGUGCCUUCAAUAUUUGAUCUAUCUCUUAUAUAUUUGGAAUGUAGGUACCUUGCGUGUACUUCUACCUUUUUGAUGAUGUUUGAGGUCACUUGGGUCAAGGUCACUGAGGCUAAUAUUAGAUUUUCUCAAGGUCACACUUUUUUCCACACAAUUAAACCAUAUAUCGACAAAGCAUCAUUGGGGAGCAUCCAUCAGUUUUACUGAUAUCCUUCUUGUAUGAGCUGUCUGUGUUUAAUUUAGACUUGUGUAUUGCUUAAUGGGUUUACAAGACAAUUCAGGGAAUGAACCUAUUUUCAUUAUUUAUUAGAUUGUUUGUUUGCAUUGUUAUGCCCUGACUCCCCUUUGGUCUGUUGCAUUCUUUUACAUAUGUUAAAGCCCUGUUUUACAAAAAAACAACAACAGAACAACUGUUAUUAAACCUGUGGCAGGGUAACUCCACAAAAUUUGCAUCUAGAGUGGCAGGAAAGAUAAUACAAACAUUUUAAUCAGCAUGUUAAUUUGCGUCCCUGGGUAUUUGCAACAAGAGCAGGUGUAUUGCCUCUUCUUUCAAAACAUAACCUUUAAAAAACUAGAAUAGCUGCUAGUGUGAUCUCACUUGUAAUUGACCAAUAUUGCAAUGUGAUUUUGUGCUAUUGGCUAUUUUUUUAACAUUAGUUUAUUCUAAGACAAAUGUGUAAUGUGGGCGACAAAAUUUUUCUACAAACACAAGGCUAGUUUUAUUUAGUUUGUUUGAAAAUUGUACAAAUGUUGUUCGUUUUUGUCCACAAAGUGGAAUUGUUUAAUGUUUUUUCUAUUGUUUGUUGGCACCAGUAAGAUGAAUGCAUCAGUAUGCAGUGCCAAUGAUUGCAGGUUAACUGACUUUGCCUUUUCAAAAGUUUUAAUUCGAUUUUUACCAUACAUAUAAGAAUGUUUGUGUGCAUAAUAUCUAAGGCAAGUUUUUUGGUGCACUACUUAUUAUGCUCCCCAAAAAUUUAUUUUGGGGGCAGCAUAUAGUCACCGCUUCGUCUGUCCGUGUGUGUGUCUGUCUGUCAGUCCGUGCACAAUUUUUGUCCGGGCUAUUUCUCAGCAACUAAUUACCGAAUUCAAUGAAACUUUAUGGGAAGCUUCACUACCAAGAGGAGAUGUGCAUAUUAUCAGCGGAUUCUGGUCGGAUGAUUUUUCACAGAGUUAUGGCCCUUCGAAAUUUUCUAUUAAAAAAUUCUUGUCCCCCCAACUACUGUGCCCUUUUAUAUCUGAAUAUAUAGUGCAAUAUUGUGACAAAAAAAACUUUGGGGAGCAUCACCCGUCUCCAACGGUUUCUUGUUUGUAACAGGAAGGGACAAAUAAUACAAAACUUGAAACACGGUUCAGGGGACUAUUUGUUAACUCUGUAAAUGCCACAUUUAUUGUCAAUUCUUAAUGAAAAUUGCUCAGAACAUUUUCCCCAAUGUUAAAUCAUUAGAGUUCGAAUCUGGGUCACAAUGGGUCAGAUUGUGAUCUAGGCCAAGUUCGAAAAUGGUUCCUGUCUGUUGAAAAACAUGGCAACCAGGGUGGGGGCAGUUGGCCUUAUUUGGGUGUAGUGAAACCUAGUUAACACUCGUAAAGUCGUAUAUUUGGUCCAAUCAUGAUUAAACUUGCUCAGAACAUUUUUUGUACUGAUAAUUUGGGCAGUUUUCCUAAGAUGUCUAUAGUGAAACCUUGUUAUAGCACUCUAAAAGUCACAUGUUUUAUUCAGUCAUGAAACAUGCUAAGAACAUUUAUAAUGAUGACUAAAAUAUAUUAGUUUUAUGGAUGCAGAGAAUUGAGUUGGAUUCAGGAAGACCUCAAAUGUUUUUAUUCCAAAAAAAUUGUCUAGUUAUUGUUAGUUUUAAUUAGUAUCUCAACAUUAAAAGAAAUGAUUGAAACUCAUAAACCAGCUUUUGUAAAACCAGUGUUGUUAAAUUAGUUUACCAUUAAUCCUGGUUCACUUAAUUAUUAAGUUUCAAUAUUUGAAACUAAUUGAUUUAAGAUACUGGAAAACACCAUUACCUUCAUUGUAGCAAAAUACAAACAUGUUUUUGAAUCUUCGCUAUUUAGUUGCCAAUUGAUGUAUGUCUUCCUUUUUGUGCACAUAAUAUGUAUAUGCAACAAGCUUUAGUGAUCUAUACUAGUUUCAGUACAUAUCAUAGUUAUAUUUUCUAAACUAAACAAAUGUUAACAUUGUGUUUUCAAUCUUGACAUAUUCCUAAUUAAGAGUAAUUAUUUAUCAUUUGUAAAUAAUGGUACAUUGUAAAUAAUGGAAGCAUAUUGUACACACUAAUAUCUUAUUUAUAUAAAAAUAAAAUAUAUUUGUAUGUUUAUUAUAGAAUGUUUUGUUGGUCUAUAAAUUUAUGUUUUUCAGGGUGUGUUUAUUUCUUUAUUUUUGCGUUAUUUAUUUAUUUUUAUUUAAAUCCUUUAAAUAUAUGCCUGUGCAGAAAACUGUUUGUGAAAGAAAAACUAAUAAUAAGGAUUAAUUAUAAUAAGAAUUAUUUUGUGUAUUUUGAAUUUGCUUCAUUAACAUUUUAAUGGUAGAAAGAUAUAAACAACAAAGUAAUCUUCAAAUGUCUUCUAUCUAUCCAUAUGGAUUGAUUUACACUAUUAUAGAAAAUUUCAUUUUUUUACUUUUCACUGUUGAAAAAAAAGCAACAUUCUAAUGACAUGCAUUUGCUAUCUUUUGUCGAAACCUGUCUGAUUUACUUUUUGUAUUUUAUGUAAUGGUGUGCCAUUCAUUUGUAUAUUGUCAAAAAUAUCUGUAUUUGUUUUUAUAAAUUUUAAAAGCCCAUAUCCAGGGUGCAGGAUCGGGGUUUACACACGGGCUAGACAGAAUGUAAACAUUGUAAAGAGCUUUAUGUUUGCAAAUGUCUUAUGUUAUUGAAUUACAUUUGCAAAAAUCUGUAAUGCAUAAGACAGUUUUCUUGCAGUGUGUGCCAAUAUCUUAAGGUAUACGAAUAAAUCCUUGAAUAUG
Molecule: messenger RNA, 6784 nt
Organism: Dreissena polymorpha
Lineage: Eukaryota; Metazoa; Mollusca; Bivalvia; Myida; Dreissenidae
Exons: 8
Coding region: 156-1850 (564 amino acids)
Source: RefSeq, a predicted model, not a curated record